This is a messenger RNA of Myodes glareolus (Bank vole), 1009 nucleotides long. It is a transcript of the gene Llph, whose product is annotated as LLP homolog, long-term synaptic facilitation factor. Lineage: Eukaryota; Metazoa; Chordata; Mammalia; Rodentia; Cricetidae. The record is from RefSeq and is a predicted model, not a curated record. Gene Ontology annotation, biological process: dendrite extension. Gene Ontology annotation, cellular component: nucleolus. Gene Ontology annotation, molecular function: RNA binding.
UGCCCGGGAUCGUGAUGGCGGCGGCGCCGCUCUCCCCCGGGCUGUGACUAGAGAGCCCAGGCCGAGCGCGGCCGGCUGCGUGGGUCACCGCGACCCUCCACGUGUAGUGUGGGUCCUUAGACAACUGGAGAUUGCUGGUGACCAGAGGAUGCUCACCUCGCGUCCCCCAGUCCGCACAAUCUGCGCUCUCGAGGGCUCAGGCGGCGAAUGCGAGCUGCUGAAGCAGCUUCGGGGCGAGACAGUGCUGAGCAGGGCUGGGGACAGAAGAGUGUGAGGUCAAGCAUGGCUAAAAGCUUACGGAGUAAGUGGAAAAGAAAGAUGCGUGCUGAGAAGAGAAAGAAAAAUGCCCCAAGGGAGCUCAACAGACUGAAAAGUAUUCUCAAAGUUGACGGGGAUGCUUUAAUGAAAGAUGUUGAAGAAAUAGCAACUGUGGUGGUACCCAAACAGUGCCAGGAGAAAAUGCAGUGCGUGGUGGAGGGUGAAAAGGAUGACAUGAAAAUGGAGACUGAAAUUAAGAGAAACAGAAAGACUCUUCUAGACGAACAUGGACAGUACCCAGUGUGGAUGAACCAGAGGCAGAGGAAAAGACUGAAGGCAAAGAGAGAGAAAAAACGGGGGAAAAGUAGAGCCAAGGCAGCCAAGGGCCUGGCCUGGUAGACCUUACAAACUGGAAAGAAGCUGGCUGGGCAGUGGUGGCACACGCCUUUAAUCCCAGCACUUGGAAGGCAGAGGCUGGCGGAUCUCUGUGAGUUUGAGGCCAGCCUGGUCUAAAAAGCAGAUGCCAGGACCGUUACACAGAGAGAAUCCCUGUCUUGAAAAACCGCAAAAAACAAACGAACUGGAAAGUAUUCAUGGGACAGAAGUUCAGUUGUUAGGAUUGUCUUCAGCUCUCUCUGAAUGGAAGUUCUUUGUUUAAAUACUUUAGUUUCAUCUUACACCUGUACUUCCAAACCAGAAUAAUUCAUUCGUUUUGGAAUUUGAAUAAACUAUUUUCUGUGAUAAAAGAAAA